Raphanus sativus (radish) is the source of this 477-nucleotide messenger RNA. RefSeq names its product probable NADH dehydrogenase [ubiquinone] 1 alpha subcomplex subunit 5, mitochondrial. Lineage: Eukaryota; Viridiplantae; Streptophyta; Magnoliopsida; Brassicales; Brassicaceae. The record is from RefSeq and is a predicted model, not a curated record. Gene Ontology annotation, biological process: respiratory electron transport chain.
UAAAUGUGAGAGUUGACACUGUAAACAACAAACAAACCUUCUGAGAUUUCGCCGGCGAGAGAAGAGAGAGAGAGAGAUCCAACGGUCGAGAUGUUCCUUCGCGCAAUCGGACGGCCACUACUGGCUAAAGUGAAGCAGACGACUGGGAUCGUCGGUCUCGACGUCGUGCCGAACGCGAGGGCGGUGCUGAUCGAUCUCUACAGCAAAACCCUAAAGGAGAUCCAGGCCGUGCCGGAGGACGAAGGAUACCGCAAGGCGGUGGAAUCGUUCACGCGCCACCGUCUCAACGUCUGCAAAGAAGAGGAAGACUGGGAGGCGAUCGAGAAGCGCCUCGGCUGCGGUCAAGUCGAGGAGCUCAUCGAAGAGGCGCAGGACGAGCUCACGCUCAUCGGGAAAAUGAUCGAGUGGGACCCUUGGGGUGUUCCAGAUGACUACGAGUGUGAAGUCAUUGAGAACGAUGCACCGAUUCCAAAGCAC